AAAGCUGAUGUGUCGGUGAAAGCCGCGAACGCUUCUUUGGAUGCCGAUACGAUCCCGUCAGUCGCUGGAAGUGCAUCGAUUCGUGGCAUUUUACGCGAGCAAGACAAUUUCGAAAAUCUUCAAGUUGUUGCAAGAAUCAAUCAGUGAUCUACUAUAAUAGCAUAGAAUCGUCUAUUUUUACGAAUGUAUCAAGUAUUAAACCGAGUUAAACCGUUACCAUUACCGAAUACGAUACCUAAUACAACAAAUACAUGUUUUUUUACUAGUAUCGAUCGAUAGAUCGAUAGAUCGAGGAUCGAGGAUCGAGGAAACAAUGUUAAAAGACAACUUGCAGAAUAUGUUGUUUGGAUCGUUACUGAUGCACGCACGGUGUUUUGAGAACAAGACGAAAUUUUGAUUCUCGAUCGACAGAGUAGAGAAUUUUGAUACCGGAAGAAAAACGAUUUACGCGCAUAAUUAUGGUAAGAGUUGCGACCACUCGUUCACGUCUAUCCAAUUUAUGCAGAGAAUAAUUCCAUAGAUAUUCGGAUCAUGAACGUCGUCGUUGCUGUUAUUAUUAUACACGUGUUUCUGAUUGCGAAUACCUGUGCAUUCGAUUACGAGAACUACGGUACAAUAACGUACGAUCGUUCGCUGUUCCCUACUUCUUCUCCGUCCGUAUCCUCGUUUCACGGUUGGUUUUCGAAACUACACAGAGCCGAACAGCUGAACGGAAGAUCAAAGAAAUUGACGUUACUGGCCGGUGGCGGCGGGCAAGCGGAACAACAAAUAUCGGCUAAUUCACCGAUUAAAAAUCAAUCAUCGAACGAGAAAAGAGCCAAGGAAGCGAACCGAGGGAAUUUCCCAACUGGUGCAACUACUUCGAAUGAGUUCGAUAGCUGGCAGACUCGUUUCGAUCCCGAAGGAGAAAAUUCGUCGGAAGAAAAGUAUGAUAGCGACGGGAGAUUUCGAAACAGGCGAACCUUUCGGAAGAGAGCAAGUUUCGUUGAGAACAAGGAUAAAUCGGUGCAUUUUACCGAAACAAACUCGGCCGAACGCAUCGCGAUUAGAAGAGAAGCAGCAAAUAUAAAUCGAAUAAAGAAAAGCGAAGAAGGGGAACGGCUGGUUGAAGAAGAGGCUAGCGGUGACAACGAACGAGACGGUUCGUUCCCGAUUGCGAUCAACCUUCGACAAACACGACGAAAUGUUAACGAUGACGAUAUUUACUAUUCGGAUGAUAGGAUCGACAAUAAGGAAAAUUUACACAACUUUCUCGAUCUGCUGAAGAAACGAAUGCGCAACGGAAAAUUUGAGGAAUGGUUGGUAGCGGAUUACAGGGAAGGACGAGGACGAGGACGAGGACGAGGACGAGGACGGAAAUUGACCAGUCACCAACAGGGUACCAUCCUCGUCGAAGCUCUCAGGAAGAAACGAAAUAACACCGAGGGUCAUCGAGGUCAUAACAGUGAUCUUCAAAACAGCAUAAUGGAUAUGUUGGGUAGAAUGAUACCACAAACAUGUACGUACAAAGGGACAACGUUUGACUGCGGUCUUAGUAUUAGUUGCGUUCUCGGCGGUGGUCGUCCGGUCGAUCUUUGUUCAGGAGGAUUGAUUUGGAGUUGUUGCGUCGACGAUGAUGACAUACCCGAAAAAAUACCACGACCAACUACUGGAUUGCUACAAAAUGCCACGCUUUCGCUAAACUUGGGAAAUCAACAUCCGUACGUGGACGAUGAUGUUCAAAUCUACGAGAACGUGGCAAGACCAAGCAAACCGAUGUAUAACGUUCCUCAAAACGGCCAUGGACCGAGCUAUCUACAUCUCGGCGACAUUGCGAACAAACCGUCAACCAUGAUGACGACAUCGACCACCACGAUGACGACCGUUUACGAAUCGUCGCAAACAUGGAAUUACGAUCGGCCCUCGCACACGAGCCGUCCUACUACGCUCUAUCAUCAUCCAUUACAACUUGAUUAUCCGCAGGACGAAUAUGAUGCCGUUUAUCCUGAUGUAUCGGGAGUGUACACGCCGAGUCAGCACGUUUCAAACUCUCUGGAUUAUUCGAAAUAUCGUGGUUGCGGUGAACUUUAUACAAGAAGCAAUCGAAUCGUCGGUGGACACAGUUCCAGUUUCGGAAGUCAUCCAUGGCAGGCUGCCAUUAUCAAAUCUGGAUUCCUUUCCAAGAAAUUGUCAUGUGGUGGUGCCUUGCUGAACAACAGAUGGGUAGUUACCGCAGCUCAUUGUGUCGCGACGACACCAAAUGGUAACCUGAAAGUACGUCUUGGCGAAUGGGACGUAAGGGACUCGUCCGAACGAUUGUUGCACGAAGAAUUUAAUGUUGAGAGAAAGGAGGUUCAUCCACAAUACUCGCCAACCGAUUUUCGGAACGAUGUGGCACUGGUAAAACUGUCGAGAACAGUGGCGUUUAAGCAACAUAUCGUACCCGUUUGUUUACCAGCGAAAAAUUUGAAGCUCUCCGGACGCACAGCAACGGUUGCUGGCUGGGGAAGAACUAGACACGGGCAAAGUUCAGCACCGUCGAUUCUUCAAGAAGUUGACGUUGAAGUUAUUCCUAACGAACGAUGUCAACGAUGGUUCAGGGCAGCUGGAAGGCGUGAAACUAUACACGAUGUUUUUUUAUGCGCUGGCUAUAAGGAAGGUGGACGAGAUUCUUGUCAGGGAGACUCUGGCGGCCCGUUAACCAUGUCGGUCGAAGGAAGGCACGUACUUAUCGGUCUUGUGUCCUGGGGUAUAGGAUGUGGUCGAGAACACUUGCCCGGCGUAUACACCAAUAUUCAGAAAUUCGUGCCUUGGAUUGACAAAGUAAUGAGUUAAGUUUUUAUGUAUUAUGCGACACGACGAUACGAAAGAAUAUGAAAAAAAACGUGGUGUAAAAAAGUUUACAGAUGUCAUAGAGAACAAAUUCUUAUAUACAAUGUAUAUUAAUUAUACAUUUAUAUGUAUGUACAUAAGUUAGUAAGUAAGUAAGUAAGUAAGUACAUAUUCUAUAAAAUAUUCAAGGGAUCUGCGUUACCGAGAAUGGUUUCCGAAAUUAUCAUUGAUCGAUCAUUUGACAUAUCAUACGCAUAUCUGAAAAUAUUGGUAAGAAUUGCGUUUUUGUAAUUCGUGAUUGCCCUCGUUUACUGUACGAGGACGAUGGAGUAUGAAAAGAGAUAAUCGAAUAAGUCCGCCAGUCGGUAUGAACGGGAACGAUAAGUCUGGACGAAUAAUUGUGCGCUGUAAGUAUUUAAAUACAUAUAGGUAAGUACUUACUUACUUACAACAUAAGCUUGUACAAUGUAAAUAGAAUAGAAUAGUGAAUAGAAUAAUUUCUUUUAAAUCGCGUAUCGUAGUCGUAGUCGUCGUAUUAGCUGCCAGACAGAGAUUUCUAUAACGUCAGAUUAAAUUUUAUUACAUAGGUUUUAUAGAAACCGAUACACUGUAUAAAAUCGCAUCGUGUCGUAUUGUAAGUAUGUAUGUAUAUAAGAUUUAUCAUGUUAUAUUAGAUUGUAUUACAUUUGCCGAUCAAACAACGAUAUAAUCAAAGCAUUGAAUAGUAAGUACUAGAAUCAAGUGUGAUUAGUUUGAUAAGAUAUCCGGAAAGGGGAUGAAAGAUGAUUACAGUAAGUUCUAGUGUACAAGCUAGUUGCACUGCGGUUAAAUGAAUGGUUUAAACGAA
Molecule: messenger RNA, 3658 nt
Organism: Osmia lignaria (orchard mason bee)
Lineage: Eukaryota; Metazoa; Arthropoda; Insecta; Hymenoptera; Megachilidae
Product: serine proteinase stubble
Biological process (GO): proteolysis
Molecular function (GO): serine-type endopeptidase activity
Source: RefSeq, a predicted model, not a curated record